AAAAGACUCUACUUCGUAUUUCAUUGAAUUUGUGACAUAGAAGGAAGAGCUUCAAAAUGUAUUUUUUUCGCCUUGUCAAUGGUGCAAGUGUUGCUGUAUGUCACAGUCAUCUUGCUUACAUCUUAGCUAAAGGUCUACUUUCCUAAACGAAUAACUGGCUAUGCGCUUUCUUCUUAGAUGCUUGGGCGCUGAGGGGCCCAAGCAUGAACCUCCUAAUUGCUCUUCUCUGUCGCCGGCCGUUGCCGAAAAAGACGCGAUCAUCUUAGCGCCGGACACUUGUGCGCGUCCCACGCGCUUUGUUUCAGAAGCAGCCAAGGUGCAUGUCAGCAAUCCAGCUGAAGCCGGACAGGAUGCGCAUCACAGCAGCGCUUGCGUGGGGCAAUUCGCGAUUGAAGACCCUGAUAGCGGCAGAGGAGCAACAGCGCUCCGCCCGUCCGUCGACGCCCCUCGCACCAGCCUCAGCAACCCGCAGCUGUUGUUUGCUACUCCCUCGAACCCGCAUUGCAGUAUUACGCUUAAACUACAAGGCGCGUCAAGGGCCGGCUCGUCACACCCAGUUGACAACUGGGUUGCCGUCGGCCCGUUGGCGCGCAACACCGAUUCCUACGACCGCGCCAGCUCUGGCUUCGAGCAGGCACCUGCGGAAUCAAUACCAGCAAUUCUUGCGAGUUGUGUUACGCUGGGCUCGCCCACAAGCAUCGGCACCUUGCGCCAGUGCGCGCAAGUAGCACAUUCUCCAAAGCAUUGUACAUUGCAGCCUUUUUCGGCCGUGGAUGCGGACCAACCAGCCCCAGGCUCUCGGCUAGGUGAUGCUAGCAAUAGUAGCGCAGCGGCGUCUGUUAUCAUCGCUGCUGCUCCUGCCUCGACUGUACCGCCUUCAAAAGGUUUCGGAGCCGCUUCUUUUGGAUUGCCGUACAAAGGAUCCUUGGAAGCCCGCGCCUCAUGCUGCAGCGCCAACGGACCCGUCAGCUCUACCUCCUCCGCAGCUGCGCUUGCAGGAGGAUCCGCUUCCAACCACCUCGGAAACCAUAACAACCACUUUUCCAACCACCUCAACCAACACCAACAUAAUAUUUUCAACAACCCCAAUCCCCAUUCUAACAUCUAUCCGGUGGGGGCCUCGAAGCGGCACGGAGGUGCUGCUGCUGGUGGAGGUGGCAGCAGCGAUCUUCGAAGCAGCAAUGGCGGCGGCGGUUGUGGCGCCGCUAGCAAUGGUUGCAGCGGGCUGGCAUUUGGGUCGGCAGCGGUGCAGCGAUCGCAAUCUGUGGAGGAGGUCGCCAGCCUGGUCACGCGGCUGACGGGGGUGCGCGGGCACUGGCUGGAGGCGCUGGGGGAGACGGUGGCGCGGGCGGCGGAGCUGCUGGGGGCGGACAGUCUGAGUGUACACCUGCUGUCCGAGUCCGGGUCCACCCACGUGCCGCUGGCGGUGACCGGCGACGCGGGGGGUGCCGUACGACUGGGCCUACCGCAGCCGGUGGUGCCGCCGCCGGGGCAGCCGCCCACCGCACUGCAGCGGCUGUACGGCAGCGGGGAGCCCCAACGCGGCAGCGUGUGGGGGUCCCAUUACCCCCACCCCAGCAACCCCCAUCGCCACCACAGCUACCAGCACCCGUCGUCCUGUUCCGCGCCCAUCCAGCCAUCGAGCACCGCCACCCCUGCGCCCUCCUCCCACACCCUCCUGCUGUCCGCAACACAUUCGCACCUCCACCACCACCUCCACCAGCAGCAGCAGCACCACCAGCAGCAGCAGGACCGCUCCAGCUGCCACCACCAUGCCGACCGGAGCAGCCAUCACCACCACGUCCACAAUAACAGCAACUCGAGAAGCCAUGCGAUGGCUGAUUCGUCAGGAGCAGCAGGAGCAGGGGCAGCAGGUGGAGCAGCAGCACCCGCCUCCUCCUCCUGCUCCUCCUCCCUCUUCCUCCUCCCCACUCCUCUGCAACCCCAGCUGCAGCCCUUGUCUCCUCCCUCUUCCUCUCCCCCUCCACCUCCUCCUCCCCCUACACUCCCCCCUCCUCCCCCUCCACCUUCCCCGCUCCCCCCCGACUGGCAUGCCAUGCGCAUCCUGGGAGGCAUGACGGACUUCGUGGCGGUGCCGCUCAGGCGCGGGGAGGCGGUGAUUGGGGCACUGCAGGUGGUUGACCGUUGCACCCCUCCCGAGGAUAUCGCGGGUGCCGUACCGUCCUCCCGCACCUGCCGUGGUACGGCGGAGCUGGCGGUGGUGGCGGCCUUCAUCGGGGCUCUGCUGGUGGAUCAUGAGGCGCUGUGUCUGGUGGGGGCGUUGGAGGCGGUGGCGGAGGCGCACGAUGUGGACGGCUUGGUACGGGCGCUGGCUCGUCACGUGGGGUUGUUCUGCCGCAUGCGCAAACACAUCACGCCGGAGGUCCGAGUGGCCCUCAUCCGCGAGGAUGCCUCCGCCAUGGCACUCUUCCUGGAUGAAGGCGCCGCCGCCGCUGCCGCCGCCGCGGCGGAGGCAGCUGAUGCCGUCGCCAGCACCCUUGGCGGCGUCGGCGGCGCCACAACCCCCUCUGGUGCCCUCUCAGCGGCCAUAUCCCGGUACAGUACGGCAUACAGCCUGCAAGCCAUGUCCUCCACGUUGGGUUUCGCUGGCGGUAGUACGACAGCCGCCGCCGCCGCUUCGGGGCUUAUGUCGACGGGCGGGUUCACAGGUGCGGCCGCCGCCGCCGCCGCCGGAAGCAUGCCGAGUUGCAGCGGCGGCGUCGCCAAUGCACGGCUGCUAAGCUCUGCUCCCGGCGUGGGCCGAUGUGGCGGUCCUCGUCGCUCAAUUUCGGGGCUGGGGUUAACAGUUCUGGAACGAGGAUCCGGGCAGGAAGCAGCCGUGGCGGGUAGGUACGG
Molecule: messenger RNA, 2856 nt
Organism: Astrephomene gubernaculifera
Lineage: Eukaryota; Viridiplantae; Chlorophyta; Chlorophyceae; Chlamydomonadales; Astrephomenaceae
Source: the annotation of a GenBank genome assembly